AUGGAGACAAUCAACAAGGCCCUCCAUCAGCCGAUGCCGUUCACCACCGGCGGCCAGACCAUCUCCGACAGGCUGACUGCUGCGAAGCAUUCGCUGGCGGGCAGUCAACUUGGCAAGACGAUCUGUAAGGCGACGACUGAGGAGUUGAUGGCACCCAAGAAGAAGCAUCUCGACUACUUACUCCACUGCACAAAUGAGCCGAACGUCUCGAUUCCGUCAAUGGCCAAUCUGCUCAUCGAACGAACUCAGGCCCAGAAUUGGACGGUCGUUUACAAGGCCCUCAUCACUAUUCACAACAUCAUGUGUUAUGGAAAUGAGCGCUUCUCCCAAUACCUCGCCUCCUGCAACACUACUUUCAACCUUGGUAGCUUCACCGAUCGAACGCCGUUCCAAGGCCAAGACAUGACACACCAUGUUCGCCGCUACGGCAACUACAUUGGCGAGAAGAUCGCCACGUACCGCAGCUGUGCGUUCGACUUCUGCAAGGUGAAGCGCGGCCGUGAGGAUGGCCUGCUCCGUUGCAUGCACACCGACAAGCUGCUGGCCACGCUGCCCACGCUGCAAAAGCAAAUCGACGCGCUUCUCGAGUUCAACGUCUCAGCCGGCGAGCUGAGCAACGGCGUCAUCAACUGCUCAUUCAUUCUACUGUUCCGUGAUCUCAUUCGUCUUUUUGCGUGCUAUAAUGACGGCAUCAUUAACCUGCUCGAGAAGUAUUUCGACAUGAACAAGAAACAGUGCCGUCAGGCGUUGGACACAUACAAGGGCUUUUUGACGCGACUCGACAAGGUCUCCGAAUUUCUGCGCGUUGCUGAGAGCGUUGGGAUUGAUAAGGGCGAAAUCCCGGACUUGACCCGUGCUCCGGCUUCACUGAUGCAGGCCCUCGAGAGCCAUCUGCACCAUUUGGAAGGAGGCCGUGGCCCCCCUCCCUCUUCCCAACCACCCCCGCAGGUUCAACAGUUCGCCAGCGGUGCCUAUGGAGCUCCGGCUCAGGCAAAUAUGUCCGAUGCGGAUCGGCAGAAGGCGCUCGAACUCGAGAAUGAGCGCUUCAAGCAGUUCCAGCAGCGUCAAGGGGGUGCACCGCAGUCAAACCCGUUUGCGGCUGCCGCGCCUCAGGGGCAGCCGACCAAGCAGGACGACUUGGUGAACUUCUUCGAUGCGCCGGUCCAAGCAAACCCGGCCCUCGACCCCUCCAAUCCGUUUGCCAAUUUCGGCGCCCCAGCGGCUGCCCCCAUGCAACAGCAGCCUGGCGUCUAUCCGACCGUGCGCCCUUCCCAGCCCACCAACGGGAUGCACAACAUGAUGCCCGGCCCCGCGGCGCUCAACUUCUACCCGGCCUUCCCCAACACCACUACGUACCAACCGGCUAGGAGCACCACAAUCACCACUGCGAGCAAUUUUCCCAGCGGCCUCCGAGCUGCCGACCCCGCCACGUUCAACCCGUUUGCCACCAGCGCCGCCGCGUCAGGGGGCGACCAAUGGCCCGGCGCCGACUUUGCGCAGCAGCAGUGGGCCCCGCCACCUGCCAAGGACAUGUCGAUGACGGCGGCGCAGCAGGCCGUCCAGGCGGCUCUUUCGUCAAACGCCAAUCCGUUUGGGGCGGCUGCUCCUCAGGGUGCUGCUCCACCAAACUUCCCGCCGGUGCCGCCCGCACAAAGCGAUGCCCCAGCUCAGCCGCCACGACCACCCUCAAAUCAAUCGAGUGUUGAUUCGGCCCCGGUGACCGUACCCGGCGCCAACCUCGGCAUCUACCAGGACACCCCGUUUUCUGGAAUGGAUGGCAGCUAUAAUGCCCCUCACAUGCUGGAAGCUAUGCAACAGCAUCAGCAAGAUGUGGACCAGGCGAUCAACUCCAUCGCAAGCAUGAACAUUGGCGGCGUCCAGACGGAGAAUAAGCCCGUCCCGUGGCAAGGCCAGCCCGGUCCCGGCCGUCCCGCAGCUCCCGGCUACGGCCAGCCGCAGAUGGGCGCUUUUGGUCAGGCGCCACCAAUGGCCCCGUAUGGCGCCGGAUACCAAGGUUACGGUCACCCACAGAUGUGGCAAAUGCAGCAGCCAGGCAUGUACGGGAUGGGCCAGCAGCCACAGUACGGCAUGAUGCAGCCGCAGAACUUUGCCAACUUCCCUCCGGCCCAGAACAACGGACAGAUGCCACCCAGCACAUCAACUGGCGCCCAGCCGACCAACACGAACCCGUUCGGCAACCCGUUC
Mesorhabditis spiculigera is the source of this 2205-nucleotide messenger RNA. NCBI's taxonomy places the organism in Eukaryota, Metazoa, Nematoda, Chromadorea, Rhabditida, Rhabditidae. The record is from the annotation of a GenBank genome assembly.